This is a messenger RNA of Nicotiana tabacum (common tobacco), 765 nucleotides long. NCBI's taxonomy places the organism in Eukaryota, Viridiplantae, Streptophyta, Magnoliopsida, Solanales, Solanaceae. The record is from RefSeq and is a predicted model, not a curated record.
AUGCUUAUAAAUGGUCAGCCUAAUGGUUUCUUCAAAUCAUUGAGUGGAGUUAAACAGGGUGACCCUUUGUUACCAACUCUAUUUAUUCUAGCAGCAGAAGCACUUUCUCGGGGAUUGAAUUCACUACACACUAACCUGUAUUUUUGUGGAUUUGGAAUGCCAAAAUGGACCCCAAAAAUAAAUCAUCUAUCAUAUGCUGAUGAUACAAUCAUUUUCUGCUCAUCUGAUGAAACUUCGUUGAGACUUGUCAUGGAGGUUCUGCAAGCUUAUGAAUCAUCAUCUGGUCAACUGGUGAACAAAACCAAAUCAGCCACAUACCUGCAUCAUUUAAUGGAUAAUGAGGUGAUUAACAAGGUGGAAAGGAUUACAGGUAUACGAAGACAAUGUUUCCCUAUGACCUAUCUUGGCUAUCCUAUUUUUUAUGCAAGAAGAAGGGGAGACUAUUACCAGGGAUUAAUCACCAAGGUUAUGGACAAACUUCAGUCAUGGAAAGGAAAACUCAUGUCUGUGGGAGGCAGAGCUGUUUUAAUUGCAAAUGUCAUGCAGAGUAUCCCAAUUCAUAUGUUGUCAGCUGUCAAUCCUCCAAAUUAUGUGAUCAACAAAUUACAUAGCAUUUUUGCCAAGUUUUUCUGGUGCAGCAAUGUCGGAGGCAGCACUAGACAUUGGGCGUCUUGGACUAACCUGUGUAUGCCUUUUGACGAGGGAGGCAUAGGCUUCAGGUCCCUGCAUGACGUAUCGAAGGCAUUGUUCUGCAAAUUGUGGUAG